AUUUAGCCUGGCCCGCUGAGGUCCACUGCUACAAGGCACACACGGGGGUACUGCAGGCUCCCCAUGGAUCUACACGGAGGUCUGCAAAGCCCGGCACGCACUACAUCGGCAGGUUUACCUGGUCACCAGGCGACAUACCACACAGUGAAUACCCCCCUCCAGUAACAUACCACGGAGGGCUCAAACGAAUCCAACCCCCCUACCUCCCAGCAACAGCAUGGAGGGCUCAAAUUAAUCCAAGCCCCCCUCCCACCCAGCAACAGCAUGGAGGGCUCAACGGAUCAACCCCCACAACCACAGGGGCACAACAGAGUUACACCAAGGAAAGGGGAAAUACAACUCACACACUAUUAGUAUUCACCGGCAACGUUACGCUGGAUCGCAACUCUCAUCACCCCAGCGUUGGGGUGCCCAAUUUGGCACUAAAGCACAUCCCUGUCAUACUCCCGCAAAAAUCACUUAACACAUCCCCCCCCACGAAGGGCCUUACUUACCCGUCAGAAGGGAAAUCACUCACCCGGCUGGAACUCCCUCUACAGGUUCAA
Molecule: messenger RNA, 545 nt
Organism: Pelobates cultripes (western spadefoot toad)
Lineage: Eukaryota; Metazoa; Chordata; Amphibia; Anura; Pelobatidae
Source: the annotation of a GenBank genome assembly